Mollisia scopiformis is the source of this 7052-nucleotide messenger RNA. RefSeq names its product BcPKS19, polyketide synthase. The transcript is spliced from 4 exons. The coding region runs from base 80 to 6886 and encodes 2268 amino acids. Lineage: Eukaryota; Fungi; Ascomycota; Leotiomycetes; Helotiales; Mollisiaceae. The record is from RefSeq and is a predicted model, not a curated record. Gene Ontology annotation, biological process: secondary metabolite biosynthetic process; fatty acid biosynthetic process; proteolysis. Gene Ontology annotation, molecular function: phosphopantetheine binding; serine-type peptidase activity; 3-oxoacyl-[acyl-carrier-protein] synthase activity.
CAACGAUGAUGCAUGUGUGACAAUCACCGCACCAGUCCAGGUGGUAUCGGCCAUCGUUGCGGAUUUGCAUGCUCGUGGAAUGCGUACCAAACUGGUACACGUUCAGGGCCGUUUCCAUUCUAACGUCCACUCUGCUACCGUGGAUAAGAUCACGUCAUUUCUCAAUUCGCUAGACAAUGUCGAGUUCCCCAAAUUGCCAAACGACUGGUCUAGACUUCAAACGAGACCUUUGACAAACGGCGACAAUGUCCAUGUUGUGUUGAGAUCCACCAUAGAUGGUUCGGCCAUUGCGGCUGAAUCCCUCACCAAGAUAACUCUUGAAAGCAUUUUGUCGAAGGAGGCAAACUGGUACGCAACCAUUCAAAAUGCCAUUUCCAAUCUUCCAAAGCCUCACAGCUCCUGCUUAUUUGUGGGGUUCGGUGAUCAUAUACCAACCUCUUUACUACAAACUCCCGGUUUUCAGAUACAAUCUCUGAGCAGAUCUGGGACAGCCGAGGAGAGCCCUCUACCGAAGGCUUCCCGUUCAGACUAUCCUCCCAACUCAAUUGCCAUUGUCGGUAUGGCAGGAAGAUUUCCAGGCGCGGACGACUUGGACGAAUUCUGGCAACUCCUUCUCUCUGGAACCUCCAUGGUAGAGCCUGCACCCCAAAGGCUGAAUCUGUCUAGCCUAGAAGAUACUGGCGACUACUCAGGAACGAAAUGGUGGGGCAACUUUAUACGCAAUCCCGAGUCGUUUGAUCAUCGCUUCUUCAAGAAGUCGUCUCGCGAAGCUAUUGCAUGGGAUCCACAAAUGAGAGUCCUUCUGGAGGUUGUAUACGAGGCCCUUGAAUCUGCUGGAUACUUUGGAACGGGUUCAAAGCAGGAGAUCUCGGACUAUGGCUGUUACAUUGGAGCCGUCAUGAGCAAUUGGUAUGAUAAUGUGUCGUGCCAUCCGCCAACUGCUUUUGCUACGAUAGGAACGUCUCGGCCAUUUUUCAGUGGCACUAUUAGUCAUUAUUUCGGCUGGACCGGCCCCGCUCUCACGAUCGAUACUGCAUGCUCUUCAUCACAUGUCUCUAUCGACGCUGCAUGCAAAGCUAUCCUAAGUGGAACCUGCUCCAGAGCCGUAGCUGGCGGAACCAAUAUCUUCACGAGCCCGUUCGACUACAAGAAUCUAGCAGCUGCAGGAUUUCUGAGUCCCAGUGGCCAGUGCAAACCAUUCGAUCAAUCUGCCGAUGGUUAUUGUCGUGGAGAAGGAGUUGGCGUGGUUGUUCUCAAAUCUCUUGCCAGCGCCUUGAAAGAAGGGGAUAACAUACUGGGAGUCAUUGUCGGCUCCGCUACGAAUCAGAACGAGAAUCACAGCCAUAUUACAGUUCCUCAUGCAGAUUCGCAAGUCAAACUUUACAAGAGUGUCAUGAAGCAAGCUGGCGUCGUCCCAGAACUUGUCUCAUAUGUUGAAGCUCAUGGUACGGGAACUGGGGUAGGCGAUCCAAUCGAAGUUCGAGGACUUUGCGAUGCGUUCGGAAGUUCCACUCGGAAAGAGCUUCUCCACUUCAGCUCCAUCAAAGGCAAUAUUGGGCAUACUGAAGCAACUGCUGGCGUUGCUGGCCUUAUCAAAGUGCUGCUCAUGUUACAUCACAAGACAAUACCUCCCCAAGCAAGUUUCUCGGCGGUGAACUCCAAUAUUGCACCUUUUGAAGGUUACGGGAUGGACAUACCUCGCAACACCUUACCCUGGGAUUCUCCUACUCGUAUUGCGUGUGUGAACAGCUACGGAGCAGCUGGAAGUAACGCUGCUGUUAUGGUUCGUCAAAAGCCAGACAUUCCUUCGUCGACUAGCACGUCGAAGCCGCUUACACAAUAUACGCUCUUCAUCUCAGCAGGAUCUGCAAACAGUUUCUCGAUGUACUGCGAGAAACUUCUUACAUAUAUCCGACAUCUACGAUCCCAGGAUUCUUCCGAGUGCUGGUUUCCAGACUUGCUAUUCAAUCUGGCUGACCGAGCCAACCACUCACUGCCAUUUGUCCUUUCUUCACCUGUUUCAAAUGUCGCAGAUCUUGAGGCAAAGCUUGUCGCAACUGCAUUGGAUUCGUCAAAGUUGAAGACUGAGGUGCGAGGUAAUCCGACGCCUGUUGUCCUUGUCUUUCCUGGUCAAGAGAACAACUUCGUCAGCAUCUCGGAAGAUUUCUAUCAUUCCUGCACAAUCUUCAAACACCAUCUUGAUGAAUGCAAUAAUUUACUUACCUCAUUAAAUUUGGAAAGCCUGUAUCCCGCGAUCUUCCAGCGACUCCCAAUACCGAACAUUGUCACACUUCACGCUGCGCUGUUUGCAGUCCAGUACGCUUCUGCGAAAGCGUGGAUGGACUGUGGGGUCCAAAUCUCCGCAGUCGUUGGGCAUAGUUUUGGACAAUUGACGGCGCUUUGUAUAUCAGGAGCGCUUUCUCUACUAGAUGCUCUUAAACUCGUCACUGGCAGAGCAUCCAUCAUGAUCAAUCAUUGGGGCCCUGAAAGAGGCUCCAUGAUGUGGUUACAAGCUAGUCGACAACAGGUUGCACAGGUCUUGGAAUCUGUGAACAGCCAAAGCAGUGGAGAUGACCUUCAGAUUGCUUGUUACAAUGGUCCAAACAGCCACGUCGUUGUUGGUUCUAUCAAAGCUAUUGAGACGUUGGGUGCUUUUAUUUCUGACGAUUCAUCCCUACGAGACUUGAUUCGGACGAAGACGUUGCAAGUCACUCACGGCUACCACUCCAAGUUCACAGAUCCAUUAUUGCCUCACCUUGGAGAUCUUGCCAGAAGACUGAUAUGGAAUGAGCCAACGGUACAUCUGGAAACAUGCGAUAGUGCGAAAAGAACAGCCCAACCAGACUUUCAAAUGGUUGCAGAUCACAUGAGAAAUCCGGUAUAUGUCGAAGAAGCUGUACAAAGGCUUUCGCAGCAAUACCCGCAGUGCAUAUUUGUCGAAGCGGGACACGGCUCGUCCGUCAUGAAAUUGGUACAAGGUUGUGUUACCAGCGCGAGCCAUUCCUUCCUUCCAGCUCAACUUACCAAGUCAAGUGCUUCAUUACUAGUUGAAACUACCAUGUCACUGUGGAAGUCAGGUCACGGAGCACAAUACUGGCCGUUCCAUCGCAGUCAGAGAAAUGAGUAUCAGCAUAUGAUUCUCCCGCCUUACCAAUUCGAGAAAACAAAUCUGUGGCUUCCAUUCAUAGGGCGUACAAGCAGUCCCGCAAUCGAGGUGACCCCGAAUAUCCCCGUGCACAAGCUUCUCUCCUUCAUUGGAUUCAAGGAUUCGAGCAAAAGAGAAGCAACAUUCCGCAUAGACCCCGAGAACGAAAGAUAUCAAUCAAUGCUCCGGGGCCAUCAAAUGGGAGGGGAAUCUCUUGCACCAGCAUCAUUUACAUUUGAGCUAGUAGCCUGUGCUGCCUUGUCUCUCCUUUCGGAUUCCGACUCAUUAGAAUAUGUCCCUUGCGUCGAGAAUCUCCACAUGUCGUCUCCUCUGAGUAUUGAUAUCAACAAGGACAUCACCCUUUCUCUACACUCCAUCGACGGGAAGCAUCCAGAAUGGGCAUUUAGCAUCUCAACAAAAGAGCAUACCUCAGGCGGAUCCGCCAGCGAGCCCGUCCAACAUACCAAAGGAACAAUAUUCCUACAGAAGAAAAAUGAUGCCAAGGCAGCUCAGACUUUCAAUCGUUUCCAGAAUCUGAUUGGCUCUAAUCGCUGUGAUCAGAUCAUGGAAGACCCUGCUGCGGAGUUGAUGAAGGGUGCACACAUCUAUCGAGCCUUCAGUCACAUCGUACAUUACGCUGAGCAGUUCCGAGGGAUUAAAUCAAUUGCGUGUGUUAGCCUUGAGGCUGCAGGCCGUGUGUCUGUAACUGUGGAUCCUGAAGCACCGCCUCACCAGCGCUUGUGUGAUACCCCUAUGACUGAAAGUAUGAUGGGCUUUGCAGGCUUCCUGGUUAAUUAUUUCAACAAUCAAAGUCUUGAUGACGUUUUUAUCUGCAAUCUCAUCGAGAAGAUUGAGAUCGGUGGCAUCUUUGAUCCAGAUGCCAAAGAUUGGAUCGUAUAUGGAACGAUGACGGAAGGCGAGGGUGGCAAGGUAUCUGCAGAUGCUUAUAUCUUUGAGGCUGAGAGCAAGAAAUUGGUUAUGGUUGUCUUGGGUUGCCAUUUCUCCAAGAUGCCGCAGCUACUGCUGGCAAGAAUGUUGAAAAGCGCGAACAAGGGCCAAAGUCUUGCCAGCUCCACCAAUAUUUCACCCGAUCCAGUGAGCGAAAAAUUGGCCUCCAUCGAAGAGUCCGAGACAAUAGCAUCAGUGUCGAAGAACAAAUCUUCCACUGUGCGAGCGCAGGUCUUCCAAGUUAUUCACAACAUAACCGACGUUCCGUUAGAAGAUAUCAAAGAUGAAUCAACGUUCAAUGAUCUUGGAAUCGACUCCCUGAUCGCUACAGAGGUCCUCAACGAUCUCCGAGCUGCUCUCGGAAUCACUGUUGACCUUGCGGCAUUCCUCUUUUUUGAGGAUGUCCGUGAAAUCUGCAAGUAUCUCGACGAAAAGCUUGGCAAUGCCGUCCCUGACGAUAUUCAUGAUUCAUCUGUCUCUCCUUCCAAUGGAUCGAGUACGGGGAGCGAGACGGCGGCGGCGGUGUAUACUCCUACUUCGGAAGGGUCUGGCAAAGGCUCCACUGAAGUACCUUCACCAGUUGAAGCAACAACCCUACCGACGCUUGUCUCUGUUGCCCAAUCAUUCGAAUCUAUGCGAUACGACUUCGAUGAACUGGCAAUCGAAACCAAAGCGGUCAACUUUUGGACCCAAGUCUAUCCAGAUCAAGCCAGUCUUGUUCUUGCAUACAUCGUAGAAGCUUUCAAAAAUCUCGGAUGCCAUCUUAGUAAUCUACAAGUUGGAGCAGAUGUCCCUCAGAUUAAGUUUUCAGAGAAACAUAAUAAGCUCGUGUCUCAAUUGUACCUAAUACUUGAAGAUGCCAACCUCAUAACCCCAUCGGAUGGAGGAUUUACUCGGACACACUCCACGGUUGACCCUACGCCACCAGAGACUAUCUUCCAACGGAUAAUAGACAGGCAUCCAGAAAACGCAAUUGCUCAUAGACUGGUCAAGAUAAUCGGGGAUAGGCUAGCGCAGUGUCUCACUGGCGAAGCUGAUGGUGCUCAACUCUUGUUCGGAAUCAAGGCCAACAAGCAGCUCAUGGAAGAUUUCUACCAGAACUGGCCUAUUCUUCGCACACCUACUUUGCUCCUUGGCGAUUUUCUGAUGAAAGCCUUCUCCAACUCGAGCGGCCGAGGGCCCUUCCGUAUCCUUGAAAUUGGAGCCGGGACGGGUGGUACAACUCGGUACAUCGUCAACCAUCUACAAGGUCAUGGGAUUCCAUUCGAGUACACAUUUUCAGAUGUUUCGGCAUCGCUAGUCGCUGCUGCCAAGCGAAAUUUCCAAGGCGUAGAAGGCAUGAAGUUCGAGGUUAUUGACAUUGAGAAGUCUCCCGCAGCAGAUCAUCUUGGGGCUUAUCAUGUCAUUAUUUCGACAAACUGUAUCCAUGCAACGCGGAAUCUUGGUCAAACCUUGUCGAACAUUCGGAAGAUGGUUCGGGACGAUGGCGUCCUGACACUAGUCGAGAUGACAAAGAACAUGUUCUGGUUUGACAUUGUAUUCGGCAUGUUCGAAGGCUGGUGGCUCUUUGAGGAUGGUCGUGCACAUGCAAUUGUCGACGAAAUUCAUUGGGAGUGUUGCAUGCUUGAUGCUGGAUUCAAGGAAGUGGCUUGGACUGAUGGGACAUCUCUUGAAUCACAGACUGUCCGCAUCAUCGCUGGAUUUCCAUCUGCGGCUCCAAAGCUACCAGCUUCCAAGAACGAUCACAAGAAGCCCCAAUCACAAGUCUCGGUCGAAACGGUUGUUUACAAAAAGGUCAGUACCACAGAUAUCCACGCUGAUAUUUAUUACCCCGCCAAUUCCACUUUGUCAGCGAUCAAACUACCUAUCGCUCUCAUGAUACACGGAGGCAGCCACAUGAUCUUCUCUCGAAAAGACAUUCGCCCGCCUCAAACUCGUCUGCUGCUCGAAAAAGGAUUUCUGCCUAUAAGUCUAGACCACAGACUCUGUCCCGAAAUCAGUCUUUCGCAAGGCCCCAUGGUCGACAUAUGUGAUGCUUUAGCAUGGGCUCGGAAUGAGUUACCUCAUACCAAGCUUCGCCGCUCCGAUAUCCAAGUCGACGGCGAGAAGGUUGUGGUUGUAGGCUGGUCAUCUGGUGGUCAGUUGGCUAUGUCACUGGCUUGGACCGCACCCCAGAGAGGUCUCAAACCACCAUCCGCUAUCUUAGCCUUCUAUUGCCCGACAGACUAUGAAGAUGAAUGGUGGAAGAAUCCAAUUCAACCAGUCGGCGCAGAAGAUACUGGUGUAGAAUACGACUUAUUCGAAGGAAUCAACGACGAGCCAAUCACAAACUACGCCGCAGUCGGAGCCUGGGCCCCGCUAUCUGAUCACCGCAUCCGCACCGACCCCCGCUGCCGCCUCGUCCUGCACAUCAACUGGAAAGCCCAAACCAUCCCCCUCAUAAUCGGCGGUCUCCCUAGCAAGAGUAAGAUCCUCUCUUUCGGCCACGAUCCAAAAGAUUAUUACAACCUCCCUCAACCAUCGCAAGACAAGAUCGUCCCUUGCAGUCCGGUCGCGCAGAUCAGGCAGGGCAAUUACAAAACGCCGACGUUCUUUGUGCAUGGUACGAAUGAUGAGUUGAUCCCGUGGCAACAGACUAAGAGGACCUUUGAGGAGUUGAAGAAGAGGGGUGUGAUUACGGAUUUGUGUUUGGUAAAGGGGGCGCCGCAUGUUUGUGAUUUGAGUAGUGAUCCCGAGUCUGAAGGGUGGAAGGCGGUUAUUAAGGGUUACGAUUUUCUUUGUUCUUUUGUUUGAGGUUUGGGAUUGCGAUAAUUUUCCUUUUGGAUUUGGUCAUCUCACGGACUAAGAUUGGUAAUUUGUUUUGUAAUGGGUUCUGAUAUCGUAUUUGAACGUCACUCUUUCACUCACGUGAUUGAUUUCCCCUCUUCCUGCUUAGAAAGUUUUCUAGAUCUAAAGCCCA